CGUUACUUAUAAAUCCCAACCUCGUCCCCUGCAAUUCGAACACGAGCUCGUUAGAUUCUGCUCUCUCAAAACUCCAACAGUCUUAUCUCACUCUCAUUUAAGGAAUCAAUUAGUUCGGAAUAAUUUUGGAGGCUUCUACCGAUGGAGUACUUGGGCAGCGAUUCGAGAUCGCCAUCGACAUCGGCGGAGUACGAGUACGCGACGGUGUCGUCGGCGCCGCCGAAGCGGCCGGCGGGGCGCACCAAGUUCCGGGAGACGCGGCAUCCCGUGUACAAGGGAGUGCGGCGGCGGGGAUCCGCCGGACGGUGGGUGUGCGAGGUCCGCGAGCCGAACAAGAAGUCGCGGAUUUGGCUGGGGACGUUCCCCACCGCCGAGAUGGCGGCGCGGGCACACGAUGUCGCCGCUAUCGCGCUUCGCGGCCGAUCGGCCUGCCUCAAUUUUGCGGACUCUGCCUCGCUGCUUCCGGCGCUUCCCCGGUUCUCCAGCACCAAGGAUAUCCAGCGGGCGGCCGUCGAAGCCGCCGAGGCGUUCCGGCCAUCGCCGGAGCGGGGCAACGUUAGUACUUCCGGCACCGCUGCAGCACAGAUGGAGAGCUCAUCGGAGGGGGCGGCGACGCCCGUGCAACCGUCGGAGGGGACUAUAGGCGGCGGCGACAGCGACCAUGGAGUCGAUGUCAUGUUUUAUGACGACAUGGGAUUGGGGAUGCACGGUUUCUACUAUACGAGUAUGGGGGAGACGUUGCUGGAGGAGCCGCCUCCGGCGGUGGCGGCCGGAGGAUGGGAGAAUAGUAAUUGGGCUGAGGCGGAGACUGGUGCUGACGUGUCGCUGUGGAGCUACUCCAUUUAAUGAUAUGAUAUGGCGCUUCAUGUGCAUUAGCUUCGUACUUGGGGUAGGAAGGAUUGAAAUGGUACCUAAAUUUUUUUUCUCAUGGUACAAGGAACGGGGAUUUGGGAUCGCUGGUUGUUUGCUUGAGGGAAAUAAGUUGGUUAGCAGCAUUCAGGCUAUUCAGUCGUAAGGCUGCAACCUGAUUAUUUGAUUGAUUCAUCAUAAUGGCGGUCAUUCUUUAUUGAUAGAUAAUUGUUUGGGAAGACCCUUAAAGGUUUUUCUUUCUUUUUUUUAUUUUUCUGAGAUUUGUGGUUGUUUGAUAUGUCCCAAAAGCUGAGAUGUGAAAAUCUGAAAAGGGGGUUUGCCCUAUGAAAUGAACCUCUUUUCACCGAA
Molecule: messenger RNA, 1218 nt
Organism: Phoenix dactylifera (date palm)
Lineage: Eukaryota; Viridiplantae; Streptophyta; Magnoliopsida; Arecales; Arecaceae
Product: dehydration-responsive element-binding protein 1E-like
Biological process (GO): regulation of DNA-templated transcription
Molecular function (GO): DNA binding; DNA-binding transcription factor activity
Source: RefSeq, a predicted model, not a curated record